Molecule: messenger RNA, 1416 nt
Organism: Daucus carota subsp. sativus
Lineage: Eukaryota; Viridiplantae; Streptophyta; Magnoliopsida; Apiales; Apiaceae
Exons: 1
Coding region: 143-1267 (374 amino acids)
Biological process (GO): response to photooxidative stress; photosystem I assembly
Cellular component (GO): chloroplast thylakoid membrane
Source: RefSeq, a predicted model, not a curated record
AAAACGAUAGGACAUGGAAGGCACUACUGAGAUAUGGCCUGCUGGGGACAUGCUAUCCACGUUCCAUGGUGAUCAAGCUGUAUCUCCUUCUUAAGAGCUUCAACCCGUCUUCUAAUCAUUACAGUUUUCAUUCUCAAUCACAAUGGCAUUCCUUCAUUCUGAUGAAUUCUUCUGCUCAGACCAUCCUGUGGCAGAGGAAGCCUACACCCAACUCGCAGCUGUCUUUACGCAGGUCAGAAAACAGAAUCAGUCGGAGUUCUUUACCAUAGAGAAACCUCAAGUGCCAAUGGAGGAAAGUCUGCAGAAAGAAAGGCAAAUUUCUGUGGAUCCGGUAUCCAUGAAAGAAUCCAGAAAGGCACCUAUUUUGAUCGAAUCACCCAAAAAAGAGUCCCGAAUGAUGCUACCUGUAAUCGAUUCUCCAAAAGAUUACGGUAUGCCUCCUCUGCCUCUCCCGCCUGGAAAAUCCAGGUUCUUGAGCUAUAGCCUCCCAGGUUCUGCUGCUUCAUCGCCUAAAUUCAGCUCAGCUAUACCGAAGAAGAAGCCCCAUGGUCAAGCAUUGAAGUCUGUCGCUCGUCAACAUUCUGUUGCACUAUCUAAUCUUGCUCAGCUGCGUGAGAAACACUUUGAAAGGAGCAAGUCUUGUGGUGAAACCAGAAUCUCUGCAGUAAACGAUGAAUUUGAUCUUUGGUUAACUGACGCGAACAGCAGGCGCUACAGCUUUCCUUCAAGUACUGAAACAAGAAAUGAUCAGCAUCAUGGGAGGCAAAUUAUGCUGGAUUCUAACGACGAUGACAACUUCAAAUGCGGGGCGAUGUGCUUGUUCUUGCCGAGCUUUGGCAAGGGAAAACCAGUGAGAUCACGAAAGGAGUUGCCAGAAAAGCCCCAUGUGAUCUCCAGGAGUGUUUCUCUGGAGAAAUUUGAAUGUGCAUCUUGGUCUUCAUCAGCCCUCAUGCAUGACAAUGGUAACGGCGAUUCUUCCAAAUUCUUUGACCUGCCAUUGGAGCUGAUUCAGUGCAGUGAAAACGACGCGAAUUUGCCAGUGAGAGCAGCUUUCGUGUUUGAGAAGGAUCGGAAGGGCAUUAUGAAGAAUGUUGCAUCAAGAGGGACAGGCAGAAAGUCCCAUGAAUCAUCUCGCAAUGUUCGUUUUUCGAGUGCAUCCCAGGCUCCUCAGCAGCCAACUUCAGCAGCACCAUCACCCUGCAUUACUCCUAGAUUACUGAAGGCUAGGGAGGAUUUUAAUGCCUUCUUAGAAGCACAGAGUGCCUAGUGCAUUACCAAUGGACUAUAACUUGAUCAAAUGUAUAAUCAAUGUCAGGGGGGAUCUAGAAGUAAUUUCUUCGGAAAAAAAUUGUAGGAUGUCCCCGUGCCUUUUGCUAAAUGUCUGUCUAUUUGCGUGCAGCAAAGAUUUAAAAGUGU